Carassius carassius (crucian carp) is the source of this 1287-nucleotide messenger RNA. RefSeq names its product fibroin heavy chain-like. Gene Ontology annotation, cellular component: extracellular region. The annotation marks the transcript as partial. The transcript has 5 exons. Lineage: Eukaryota; Metazoa; Chordata; Actinopteri; Cypriniformes; Cyprinidae. Gene Ontology annotation, molecular function: peptidase inhibitor activity. The record is from RefSeq and is a predicted model, not a curated record.
UUGUCUGCUUCUCCUGACGCGCCAACUCAGUGCAUUUUCCAGCAGAGAUCACAGGCUGGGAGGAUGAACGCUCGAGUGUAUUUCUCGUUGAUUGCAGUGUUUUUGUGUCUGUUCGGAUACUUGACCAUAACUCAUGCUAUUCAAAGACGAACCACAGUGGAUGGUUUCUGUCCGGCGAGGCUGAGGGUUGUACCAUCUCAUCAAGGAUGUUCCUCUGAUGAAGACUGCCCUGGAGGGCACAAAUGCUGUCGAUUUGACUGUGGGCCUGUUUGCGUGCUGCCUGUUUUCGUGAAGCCGGGUCAAUGUCCCAUACCGGAGAUGAUUCCACUGUAUGCUGAAAGCUGUUUCAAUGAUGGCCAGUGUCCCGCCACACAGAAGUGUUGCCGAACCAUCGGUGGCUUUGCAUGCAGUGAACCACGUGGACAGGGUGCUGGUCAGGGAAGCGGCGCUGGUCAGGGUGCAGGACAGGGAAGCGGCGCUGGUCAGGGUGCAGGACAGGGAAGCGGCGCUGGUCAGGGUGCAGGACAGGGAAGCGGCGCUGGUCAGGGCGCAGGACAGGGAAGCGGCGCUGGUCAGGGCGCAGGACAGGGUCAGGGAAGCGGCGCAGGACAGGGUCAGGGAAGCGGCGCAGGUCAGGGCGCAGGACAGGGUCUGGGAAGCGGCGCGGGACAGGGUCAGGGAAGCGGCGCUGGUCAGGGUGCAGGCCAGGGAAGCGGCUCUGGUCAGGGCGCGGGUCAGGGAAGCGGCUCUGGUCAGGGCGCGGGUCAGGGAAGCGGCUCUGGUCAGGGCGCGGGUCAGGGAAGCGGCUCUGGUCAGGGCGCGGGUCAGGGAAGCGGCUCUGGUCAGGGCGCGGGUCAGGGAAGCGGCUCUGGUCAGGGCGCGGGUCAGGGAAGCGGCUCUGGUCAGGGCGCGGGUCAGGGAAGCGGCGCGGGACAGGGUCAGGGAAGCGGCGCUGGUCAGGGCGCAGGACAGGGAAGCGGUGCAGGCCAGGGAAGCGGCCAGGGAAGCGGUUAUGGGCAGGGUGCUGGAUAUGGAAGCGGCGCUGGACAGGGUGCAGGACAGGGUCAGGGAAGUGGACAGGGUAAUGGAAGUGGCGCUGGUCAGGGCGCUGGACAGGGAAGCGGCGCUGGUCAGGGCGCUGGACAGGGUGCUGGACAGGGAAGUGGUUAUGGGCAGGGAAGUGGUUAUGGGCAGGGUGCUGGAUAUGGAAGUGGUGCUGGACAGGGUCAGGGAAGCGGCGCUGGACAGGGCACGGGACAGGGAAGCGGUUAUGGCCAGGGCGCUGGA